AUGGAGAUGAUGGAGCGCCUGCCGCGGCGCGACAUGGGCGUCAUCGACCUGACGCGCGACGACGACGCGCCGCCGCCGCAGAAGAAGCGCAAACAGGCGGACGGCGCCGCGCCGCGCCCGCGGAAGCAGGCGAAGCGCGACGACCGCGGCCCGGACCGGCUCGACGUCGUGCUCCGGGCCCAGGCGCAGCGCCACGGCGUCGCCGAGCGCUGCGUCCGCGCGGCGAAGCGCCUGCUCGUCGACGAGCAGUGCACCGUGCCCUUCGUCGCGCGGUACCGCGCCGCGGAGACGGGCCAUCUGCCGCCCGCGGCGCUGCGCGCCGUCGAGGCCGCCGUCGCCGGAGCGGCCGCGCUCGAGAAGCGGCGCGCGUUCGUCGUCGGCGCCAUCGGUUUGGCCCACGCCGCGGCGCGCGUCGCGGCGCAGCGCGCGGCGAGCCUCGAGGAGCUCGAGCAAAUCUACGCGCCGUUCAAGGGCCAGCGGUGCACGCUCGCGACCAAAGCGCGCGCCGCGUUCGCCGGGGCCGACGCCGCCGCCGAGGCCGCGCUCGCCGGCGGGCCCCGCGGCGAGGACGCCGUGGCGCGCCUGCGGCGGAGCGACCGGGCCCACGCGCAAAUCGUCCUCGCGGAGCUCGUCGCCAAGGACCCGCGCGCCCGCGACGCCGUCGCGCGCGCGUUCGAUCGGGGACGGACCAGUGCGGCGCCGGGGCCCGAGCGGGACCGCGCCUUCCGCGACUACGAGGGCCUGGACCGGCCGACGCGCCACGUGAGCCACCACGCCUGGCUCGCGCUGCGGCGCGCGGCCGAGGCCAAGGCGCUCAAGGUGUCGCUGUCGCCCGACCGCGACGACGCCGCCGCGGCGUUCCGAGCCGUCGCGGCGCGGGACCUCGGCCCCCAGAGCCGCCGGCUCCUGCGCGACGCCUGCGACGACGCCUGGAAGCGGUUGUUGAAGCCCCGGGGGAAGCGGGAGGCGCUGCGGAGGCGCGUGGACGCGGCCAAGGUCGAGGCCGUCGCGUGCUUCGCGUCGAACGUGAAGCACCUGCUCCUCGGCGCGCCCCUGCCGUCCCGCGGCGACGCGGAGGCCGUCGUCGUGGCGCUAGACCCCGGCUUCGCCCACGGCCACAAGGGCGCCGUCGUCCGCGUCCGCGACGGCGCGUGCGUCGCCUGCGCCGACGCGCUCGAAACCGCCCUGCGCCCCUACAACCACAUCGUCGCCGUCGCCGUCGGCGACGGCGCGAACAGCCGCGGCUGCCAGCGCCUCGUCGCGCGAUUGAAACUACCCUACGCCGUCGUCCGCGAGUGCGGCGCGUCGACGUACUCGGCGACGGACCUGGCGGCCGAGGAGCUGCCCGGCGUGCCCCUGGAGCGGCGCGGCGCCGCGAGCCUCGCGCGGCGGCUGCUGGACCCGCUCUCCGAGUACGUCAAGCUCGACCCGACGACGUUGGGCGUCGGCAUGUACCAGAAGGACGCGGACGCGAGGGCGCUCCGGUCCGCGCUCGACGCGGCCGUCGAGGACGCCGUCGCCGCCGCGGGCGUCGACGCCGCCGCGGCGUCCGCGGCGCUGCUGGCGCGCGUCGCGGGGCUCUCGGAGAAGCUCGCGACAAAAAUCGUCGCCGCGCGACCCUUCGCGGCGCGCGCGGACCUCAACGACGUGCCGGGCCUCGGGCCCAAGACGUUCCGCAACGUCGCGGGCUUCCUCCGCGUGGCCAACGCGGCCGAGCCCCUCGACGCGACGCGCGUGCACCCCGAGGCCUACGGCGCCGCGCGGGCCUUGCUGGCGGCCGCGCGCGUGCCGCCGCCGGCGCUCGCGGCCGUCGCGGCGCGCGGCGGCGGCUUCGACGCGCCGACGGCGGCGCGCAUCCGGGCCGCGGCGGCGGAGGGCGACGCGGACCUCGCGGCGCUCCUCUGCGACGGCUGCCUCGCGGGCGACGCGCGGGCCGCGCUGUCGCCGCCGCCGCCGCUCCGCACCGGCGACCCGCUCGCGCUCGGCGACCUCCGCGCGGGCGACCGCUUCCGGAGCGCGCUCGUGAAGAACGUGUCGCCCUUCGGCGCCUUCGUCGACGUCGGCGUCGGCACGGACGGCCUCGUCCACGCGUCCAAGUUCGGCGACGCGAGCACGCGGCUCGUCGUCGGCGCGGCCGUCGACGUCGUCGUCGAGCGCGUCGACCGCGACCGCGGGCGCCUGUUCACCGAGGCGGCGACGCGGGACCCCGGCGACGCGGACGCGGCCUACAUGGUCGCGCUGUCGUUCGCGGAGAAGGGCGACUACGGGAGCGAGGGCGCGUGGCUCGACCGGGCCUUGACAGCGAAUGCAAAACACGCCAAGGCGCUCGUGAACCGCGGGGUGCUGCGCGGCGAGGCCGGGGACCUGGAGGGGGAAUUGGAGCACUACGAGCUCGCCGUCGCGGCGGAGCCGGACGACGCGAUGUGUCGCAACUCUUUGGCCGCUUGCUUGCUCCUGCGCCAGCGCGUGGCCGAGGCGCUGCCGCACCUCGAGCACGUCGUGCGGACGAAGGCGCUGGGGGAAGUGGAGGAGCUCGCGCGCGCGGAGAAGCUGCUGCCGAAA
Molecule: messenger RNA, 2562 nt
Organism: Aureococcus anophagefferens
Lineage: Eukaryota; Pelagophyceae; Pelagomonadales; Pelagomonadaceae
Exons: 3
Biological process (GO): DNA repair; translation
Molecular function (GO): protein binding; DNA binding; structural constituent of ribosome
Source: RefSeq, a predicted model, not a curated record